This is a messenger RNA of Plasmodium malariae, 666 nucleotides long. NCBI's taxonomy places the organism in Eukaryota, Apicomplexa, Aconoidasida, Haemosporida, Plasmodiidae. The record is from the annotation of a RefSeq genome assembly.
UAUUUUUACUGUAUAUCUGGCAAAUAUUUGGACGGAAACUGUAAGUAUGAUAGAAUAAUAGAUACAAAACGUUAUAGGUUAUUAGAAAUAUAUAAACAUGACAAAGAUUCAAAUAAUGUGUGUUUAAAAGAAAGAUUACCAAAUAUUGAAAUUGACAAGCAGAAAGACAUAUCUCAUAAUGAAAAAGUAACGAAAAGAAAAAAUAAACAUAUAAAGUCGCAGUAUUUUACAGAAAAUGCAGAUAAUAAUAAUGGAAUUUUUGAUGGAAAACACUUCCAUUUUGAAAAAAAAUGGAUUAAAAAAAUAAAUUAUGAUGAUUUUCUUGAUAAGAAGAGGAGAAUUUGUGAUAAAUUAUUAAAAAAAAUAAAAUUUAGGAGUUAUGGAUUGGCAGCUUUUAUAUUUUUUCUUUUUAUGUUGAUCGGAACAGAAUUGCCAAUAUUAUGUGGAUUAGGGUAUAUGAAAGAAAAAAUAGAAAUUACAUUUAGUUCGCAAAAUUUGCGUGAUACCGUGAAAUCUAUUGUAGACACUCUUUGUCCAGAAAAAUAUUCAUAUCUAAUAAUGUUCUCACUAAUUAUCUUUAUAUUAUCUGUCACAAUUAUAAUAGCUCUUCCUAAGAUCUUAAGAAAUAAUGAAAAAUACAAUAAAAUUAAGUUGAUGAGAGAAUAA